ACCAAACGAGCCUUCUUUCGAGAUGAUUGUUCAUCAUCUUCUUUUACUUUCUCAUCCUCACUUAGUUCCUUCCUUUUCUGACCUCUAUUUUCUGAUACGGUGCCGCCAUGACUACUGCCUUCUCCACCAUAUCAUAGGAUUUAAUCCUUAAAAUUUAAAACAGAAUCCAUUCCCGUUUAUUCGUGUUUUUGAAUUCAAUCUCAGAACCCGUUUCCCAUCUCGUUGUUCAAUUGCUCUAAUAGCAGUGGAAUUUGUCCGUCAAGAACCUGUCAUGUUUGGGAGUGGGAGAGAUUGAGAUUGCGGUGGUAGAGUUGUUCCUUCUCCUUUUCCGGGCGUACCUGAAGCAGAAUAUAUGGCCAACUUAAAUGAAGUUUCGUCGGUGAACAACAUUGAACCUGAAGCAGAAGUUGAACAAGUGGAUGAGAUUGACUACUCUGAACCCAUUUUAGAUGAUGAUGGCAGUGGCAGUAGAAACAGUGACAGGAAUAGCAUGGAAGUGGAAGGUGAUGAUAACAUUACAAUGGAAACUUAUGGUAAUAACAUGGAUAGUGAAGGUGAUUACGAUGUUUCGAAUGCUGAUCUAAACGAGGUACCAGGACACAUUGCAGCCAAUUUAAGAAGGAAUUACAAUUAACAUUGAUGGUGUACAAGACAUGGGCAAUGUGAAUUUCAAGAUUUUAAAUGGCAACAAUCUUAAGAUGUACAGGUUUUCAAGCCGGGAGGUUGCAUUCCUGUUUUAUAAUAUGUAUGCUAGAGUGAAAGGAUUCUCUGCACGUAAGGACAAGUUGUUGAGAGACAAAAAUCGUCAGAUCAUACAGCAAAAUUUUGUGUGCCACAAGCAAGGCCGCCGAACAAAUAUAUUUGGGGAUGAGCGUACUCGAAAGCGAGAACCUAUGAAGGAUAUCAGGUGUGGGUGCAGGGCUGAAUGUCGGGUUCACAUUGACUGCAAUAGUAAUAGGUGGUAUGUGAAAUACUUUGAUGAUGAACAUAACCAUCUCCUGGUCCGUGCCAAUCAUGCAGGUUUGCUACCACGCCACAGAAGGAUGCAGGAUGCUGACAUUAUGCACAUGAACCACAUGAGGAGGGCUCAAAAUGGAAUUCGUAACAUAUAUGGCUCCUUUGCUAACCAAAUGGGUGGAUAUGAAAAUGUGCCAUUCUCAAUCCAUGCCAUGUAUAAUGAAGUGGAUAAGCAGAGGAAAAAAGAACUUCCUGAUGGAAGAGGUGCGCUGGCUUAUUUACGGAGUCUUAAAAGAGAUGACCCUGACAUGUAUUGGAGGCACGUUACAGACGAGCGUCGCAGGCUAGUACAAAUAUUCUGGACAGAUGGUCAUUGUCAGAGGGAUUAUUCGGUAUUUGGGGAUGUUUUAGCAUUUGAUGCAACUUAUAAAAAAAAAAAAUAUUGUUGUCCACUAGAGGUGUUUUCUGGCAUCAACCAUCACAACAAAACCAUUAUUUUUGGUGCUGCAGUUGUAUCUGAUGAGUCCAAGGAAACUUAUGUGUGGGUGCUUGAGCAAUUUUUGGAUGCAAUGAAAGGUAAAAUGCCAACAUCUGUUAUAACUGAUGGAGACAAAGCCAUGAAGAAGGCUAUCGAAAUUGUUUUUCCUAACUCCUACCACAGAUUGUGUGCAUGGCACUUGAUACAGAAUGCGACCCGUAAUAUUAAAAUCCCCAAAUUUCUUCCAUUGUUUAAAAACUGUAUGUUUGGUGAAUUUAGUGUUGCUGAAUUUGAGAGAAAAUGGGAAGACAUGGUGGCAGUGUGUGAAGUUCAAGAUGAAAGCUGGGUGAAUGAGAUGUAUGAAAAAAGGACGAUGUGGGCCACAUCACACUUUCGAGGUAAAUUUUUUGCCGGGUUUAGGACCACAUCUCGUGCUGAAGGGUUGAAUUGUCAAAUUGGCCGAUAUGUGAAUGUUCAGAGUAAUUUGAAAGAAUUUAUGGAGAGCUUCAACAGGUGCACUGACUAUUUCAGAUUCAAAGAAAUUGAAGAUGAUUUAAGAUCAAUGGAGGGUGAACAAGUUUUGAUCACGCCAUUGGUAGGACUUGAGAGGUCGGCAUCAAAUAUCUAUACCAGGGAAAUAUUUAUUUUGUUUAGAACUGUUCUAUCAAAUGCAUCCACAUUCAGGGUUUUGGGGAAGAAACGAACAGCAACUCGCGUCAUCUAUUUUGUGGGCAAGUAUAAAAGUCAUAAUCGGGAGUGGAAUGUUUCAUAUUGCCCAGUUAAAAUUGAUUUCAAAUGCUCCUGUCUAAAAAUGGAGUCUGUAGGGAUUCCAUGUAAUCAUGUGGUAGCUGUUAUGUUAGCCCUCGAUAUGGGUGAGAUCCCUGAAUCAUUGAUUUUGGGUAGGUGGACAAAACAUGCUAAGGAAUCUGUUAAUGUGCAAUAUCAGUCAAAAGGUUGGGAUCCUUUGCAAACAUGUAGAUAUGUGUCCUUGUUAGAAAGUUGUACGCAGAUGUGCAAAUUAGCCUGCAGGACACCAGUUGUUAACAAUCACACUAAAAAGCUUGAAGCAAAUCAUGAUCAUGAGGAUGAAGUGGGUCAUGAUGUAGAUGAGGAUGAAGUUCUUGAUAGGCAUGUUGGAAAUCCAGCUGUUGUUAGAACCAAAGGGUGUGGCAGGGGUGGUUCAAAACCCAACUUAGGAGGUAGGCGCAGGUUUCAUUGUGGUAUUUGUGGGGGAUUGGGUCACAAUCGUAAAACCUGCUCAAUGGGUAAUCAAGCAAAUAUUGUGCAAAUGACUGAUGGUGUCCAAAUAUUUUAAUGUUGUCCAAAUAAUCUCUACCCAUAAUUUGGUCAAAAGCUUAGUUCUUGUAACUUAUGCAGUUAUGCUCAAACCAUUAUUUUGUGAUCUCAAAACGAUACCUAAACACAUGCCUAUGGCUUUCCUGAUAGAGUUCCAUUUAGACCCAGAAAUUAACAUAUGUCCAAUGUUAUUUAUGGACCCAUAAAACCAGGAGUACUGCACGCACAAAGGAAUGGCUCCGGUGGAAAGUUAAAGUUUGGCGUACUGGCCUCCAUACCACGAGCAAAUAUUGAUUGAUAACACAUGCAAAAUGUUUGAUUGGAAAAAGAAAAAAAAAAACUACAAUGUCAUCUGAUU
Lotus japonicus is the source of this 3089-nucleotide messenger RNA. Its product is annotated as protein FAR1-RELATED SEQUENCE 5-like. The transcript has 2 exons. Lineage: Eukaryota; Viridiplantae; Streptophyta; Magnoliopsida; Fabales; Fabaceae. Gene Ontology annotation, biological process: regulation of DNA-templated transcription. Bases 654 to 2750 code for a protein of 698 amino acids. The record is from RefSeq and is a predicted model, not a curated record. Gene Ontology annotation, molecular function: zinc ion binding.